Penicillium waksmanii is the source of this 405-nucleotide messenger RNA. RefSeq lists its product as uncharacterized. The coding region runs from base 1 to 405 and encodes 134 amino acids. The transcript has 2 exons. NCBI's taxonomy places the organism in Eukaryota, Fungi, Ascomycota, Eurotiomycetes, Eurotiales, Aspergillaceae. The record is from RefSeq and is a predicted model, not a curated record.
AUGCAGAGGAAAACGGGCUAUGAUGUCGAGGAGGACUUGAACCCGUGGCAAAGUUUCUACUCCGAAUAUCAUUUCGCGUUGACAGCUGGACGCAUCUAUGUAGCAGAUGCAAAAGCGGUUGCCUCCAAGGGCCGCGAUGCAGGCAAAGUCCUUGUCAUAUGGGAUGCGAUUGAGCGUGCGAAUUUGGACGACUGCUAUCUCAAGGACUACUCGUGCUGGGAAUAUGCACAGAUAGGCAAGACGUAUGAAUGGGAGGACCACUGGGUCCACCUUACCCUGAUCACGGCGAAGAAGUCUCCAGUUAGCGUACUGUGGAAAUCAAUGGUUAUUGGAGGUUUGUCAACGUUGUCAGAAAUCGUUUAUCAUAGGGCAACUACGUCAUUUUCUCUGCAACUUAAAUCAUGA